AUGGGCCAUGUCUUUGGUGGUAACGUCUUUGCGUUUCUUCUAAUUUGUGUGCUCAUUCCUCCAUCAGCUGGAGCUGCACUCAGGAAUUACACCAUCGCUGUCCCAGACGGAACCACAAAUCAUGGCGAUCCUGAUCUGCUCUGCAUGCCACCGAGCUGGACAGACAUCUUUAUAUUCUAUGCUGCAAAUUACUUUGCGCACGCCGCGACAGUGAUAAGUCGUCCCGGUGAGACAACCAUCAACUCGGCUGUCACGAUAGUGUCCGCUCUGCUCUUCCCUAUUUCCGGAGUUGUGCGAGGCGUUUCUGCCAUAGUUAGCCUCGCGAAAUUCGCCAAAACUGAUCUCGAAACUGCAGCUCGCUCUGGGGCGCUGUGUAUGGUCGUGAGGACAAAAGACUGGCAGCCCGCUGCUGGAGACAGAAUCGCAUGGGCCCUCCUUUACACCCCCCAACUGACGGAGCAGGGCAAGUGA
This is a messenger RNA of Venustampulla echinocandica, 471 nucleotides long. RefSeq lists its product as uncharacterized. NCBI's taxonomy places the organism in Eukaryota, Fungi, Ascomycota, Leotiomycetes, Helotiales, Pleuroascaceae. The transcript has a single exon. The record is from RefSeq and is a predicted model, not a curated record. Bases 1 to 471 code for a protein of 156 amino acids.